AAUCUCUGCUUCAAGGAAACUAGCCGUUACGUUUCAUCAAAUCUUCAAGAUUCUUUGACAUUCACAAUCUUACCAUUCUUGCUCCAAAGACUUUCAUUUUAUUUCCAUUCUAAACCCAAAAUCCCGUUGAAUUGAACGAAUCAAUAGAGAAGAAAAAGGGGGGAAAAUUUACAAAGGGAAACAUUCACCAUGGCCUCACCUGCCAAGACUUCUUCGUCAUCACUUCCAUGUAGAACGAACCCUAAUAUGAAAAAAUCUGAAAUUAGUGAUCCUAUGAGAAGAAGUUUCAGUGGAAACCCCUUUGCAAAGCCGUCUAUUGUCACAAAUCCCAGAACAUUUAACCCCAGCACCCCUGCAAAUAGUCCUUCAGAUUUUCCUCGAAGACAUUCCGCUGGCAGAGAAAGUGUAGCUUCUUUGCGUGAUUCUGACAAGGAAAACAGUAAAGACCAGAAUCCAAAACCAACAAGAGUCAGAUCACCAGCUCCUUCAAAGGGUUCAAAGAAUUUCAUGUCACCGACAAUCUCUGCUGCUUCAAAGAUCAAUGCAUCACCGAGAAAGAAAAUCUUGGUUGAGAGGAAUGAAUCAGUUCGAUCUUCUGUUUCCUUCUCUGAUGUAAAAAGCCUAAUCGAGGAAGAUAAUGAGUCAACACCGGAGAUUGCUUUGAAGCAGAAGAGGGUUUCAUCCUCUGAUGUUAAAAGCGUAAUCAUGGAAGAUGAGGCAACACCGGAGAUUGGUUUGAACCAGAAGAAGGUUUCAUUCUCUGAUGUUAAAAGCAUAAUCAUGGCAGAUAAUCAAUCAACUCCAGUGAUUAGUGUGAAUCAGAAGAAGGUGACAUUCGCUGAUGUAAAAAGUGUAGUCAUGGACGAUGAUGAGUCAACUCCACAGAUUGGUUUGAAGCAGAAGAAUGUUGAGGUCCCUCAUGAUUCAUCAAGCAGCAACCAUGUAUAUGAGGAACCUUUGAAAAGCAACGCAGAUUUUGAUUAUAAGGAGUCCAAACAUGAUUCUGACUUGUUACUGGAAACCGUUACAGAGGAAAAUGAUUCUGUUAAUGUGGAUCCCAGCUUCAAGAUUAGUCCUAGGGUUUCUAUUACACCUUCAUGUCCUAUUUUAGCACCACUUGAUGCUGAUCCAUCGAUGCCUCCUUAUGACCCCAAAACCAAUUACCUUUCUCCAAGGCCUCAGUUUCUUCACUAUAGGCCAAAUCCUCGAAUCGACCUCUAUCGGGAAAGAGAAGGUAAGCAGCUCGAGGAGCACUUUGCAUCUGAAAGCUAUUCAGAUACUGAAGUUACUGGAGAAACACAGUGCGAUGCUUCACAGAGAGAAUCUGAGGAUAUAUCUUCAGAGGAAACAAUGAAAGGAGAAGGAGAGGAGGAGGAGCUUUAUGCAUCUGAACGAAACCCAAUUGCCCAUGACAUGGUUGAAGAGAGUUUAAGAAUGUCUAAGCCACGUUUCUCUACCAGAUCAAAGUUCAUUGCUUUCCUUCUGGUCCUGGCAUUUGCUUACUUUUCAAUUCUAGUAGCAAAUUCUCCUACCUUUGCUCCUUCUGGGUUGGGAGAUUUAAGCCUAUCAAUUCAGGUCCCGCCAGAAGUCACUGAAUUUGCAAAAGCUAAUUUUGACCGGUUCACUCAAUAUCUUCAGCAUUUGUCAGCUAGGUUCUUGUCUUGUGUUUCCAACAUCAUUUCCAGUUCAAGAGAAGUGCACAGAACGGUUUCCUUUCAAUAUGCUAAUUUGAGUCAUUUGCUAGAGGAUCAUAUCAGCGAGGGGCACCUACUGUUUGAUUGCAGUGUAGUGGAUCCUGUAAGGGAGAGGGGCACAUAUCAUCAAGAGAUUGAAGCAGAUGAGGCAGUAGAUGAAGAUGAUGAACAGGAAAUUAAAGAACAAGAGGACCAAGAGAGUCAAGCUUAUGAAAACUUGGAACUGGUUUCAGGAGAAGAACCUGAUGAAGCACAGCAAGGGAUUGAGGCGGAGAUGAUUGAACUGGAUCAUUUAGAAGCAGAGGAGAAUGAAGGAGUUGAAUUUGCUGCUCAGAUUGAUGCUGAACAUCAAAGCAAUGUGAACCUUAACCACCUGCCAAGCAUAAUCCCACAGGCUGCUGAGGUAUCCAAAUCUGGGAACACUGAGGGUGUUGACUUGAAGAACAUUGCUGAAAUCGUGUUCCCGAAGGAAGAAUUGAUGUCUCAAAACCCCAAAAUUGAAGCUCUCACUGACGACUCUCAAAGUUCUGAAGUAGUGGAUUCUGCAAUUACUGGGCCAGAAGACCGAUUUCUCGCAAAGAAUGUGAUGGCUUUUUCUUUACUUUUGUUGUGUCUAUUAGCAGCUACGGCAGCUGUCAUCUACCCAAAGAGAGAAAAGCUCUCCGUGCCAAAUGCUGCAGUGCCUGUGCAACAACCAGUGCUGGCCAAGAAAUCUAAAGACAGUCCAGUGUCAGUUAGCUCAAAUGAUACAAUCCAUGAAAGGCUAUCUUCCAAGAAUUUGCAGACGGAAGUAGACAUGUCUAAUGAGUCAUGCCCAUCAGAAAUGAGCAGCUGCCAGAAAACCUCAUCUACUUAUAGCAAGAUGGGACUCAAGGAAUCAAAUGAAUAUCAGAGCCAAGAAAAGAAGCCCAGGAAGAAUAACAGGAGAGAGUCUCUUGCUUCAUCAGAUUAUUCUACGGGUUCCCCUUCUUAUGGUAGUUUUACAACGUACGAGAAGAUACCAAACAAGCAUGGAGGAGGAGAUGAAGAAAUAGUUACCCCAGUUAGGCGUUCAAGCAGAAUCAGAAACCAAGUCACUUCUCCAUGAUGAUUGACAAGUUGUAUCUUAUGUUAGUUACAAUUGCACAGCAGUGCAAUUGUACUGUUAUUGGAUGCUGACGUAGAUUAGGGCUUAAUUGUAAUUUGAACACGUUGUAUAUGAAUGGUGUCCAUCGAUCAACUUUGAUUCUUACCAAUAUUCUUACCAAUCUAUUUCAAAUUUCUUC
Molecule: messenger RNA, 2959 nt
Organism: Theobroma cacao (cacao)
Lineage: Eukaryota; Viridiplantae; Streptophyta; Magnoliopsida; Malvales; Malvaceae
Source: RefSeq, a predicted model, not a curated record